AUGAAGUUUUCCUCUUUGGCGGCCGCUACGGCCCUUGUCGCCGGCUCUGUCGUCGCUGCUGACCUCGAUCCCAUUGUCAUCAAGGGAAGCAAGUUCUUCUAUAAGACAAAUGGCACUGAGUUCUUCAUGAAGGGCAUUGCCUAUCAGCAGGAAAUCUCCAGCAAUGGCACUACCAACCCAGACAACAGUUACCAAGACCCACUCGCAGACGUAGAUGCCUGCAAGCGUGAUAUCCCCCUGAUGCAGGAGCUGCAAACCAACACUAUCCGUGUUUACGCCAUCGACCCCAAGAAGGACCACAAACAGUGCAUGAAGAUGCUCCAGGAUGCCGGUAUCUACGUCGUGGCUGAUCUCUCCGAGCCCAAGACUUCCAUCAUCCGUGAUGACCCCAAGUGGAACGAUGACCUGUACGAGCGCUACACCUCCGUCAUCGACGAGCUGGCUCAGUACUCCAACACCAUCGGUUUCUUCGCCGGUAACGAGGUCUCCAACAACAGCACCAACACCGAUGCCAGUGCUUUUGUUAAAGCUGCCGUCCGUGAUAUGAAGGCCUACAUCAAGCAGAAGAACUACCGCCCAAUGGGUGUCGGCUAUGCUACCAACGACGACGCUGAGAUCCGUGAUGACAUGACCGCCUACUUCAACUGCAACAAGCAAGAAGAAUCCAUUGACUUCUGGGGCUACAACAUCUACUCCUGGUGCGGUGACUCUUCUUACACUACUUCCGGUUAUGAUAAGGUCGUCGAGGAAUUCAAGUCCUUCAACGUCCCAGUCUUCUUUGCCGAGUACGGUUGCAACAAGGUCCAGCCAAGAAAGUUCACUGAGGUCCAGGCUAUCUAUGGUGACAAGAUGACUCCUGUUCUCAGCGGAGGCAUCGUCUACAUGUACUUCCAGGAAGCCAACGACUAUGGUCUCGUCAAGAUUGAGAAUGAUAAGCCCAAGAAGCUCGCCGACUUCAACAACCUCAAGACUCAGAUCAGCAAAGCCAAGCCCUCUGGUGUUAAGAUGGAUGCUUAUAAGCCAACCAACACCGCUCUCAGCACUUGCCCCACCAGCAAUACCUGGAAGGCCAAGAGCUCGCCUCUCCCACCAACUCCCAACAAGUCCCUCUGCUCCUGCAUGGUCAAGAGCUUGACCUGCGUCGCCAACUCUGAUAUCACUGACAAGGAACUCGGCAAGCUCUUCGGAGUUGUCUGUGGCAAUGACAAGGAUGCCUGCAAGGGAAUCACUGCUGACGCUUCCAAGGGUGUCUACGGCGCUUACAGCAUGUGCAGCCCCAAGGAGCAGCUCUCCUUCGCCUUUGACCAGUACUACAAGCACCAGUCCGCUAAGGGCAACGGAGCCACUGCCUGUGAUUUCGGCGGUGCCGCCAGCAUGCAGAAGUCUGAGAAGCCAUCCGGCAACUGCGCCACCCUUGUCGGCCAGGCUGGCCAGGACGGUACCGGAAGCAUCACCUCCGGCCCAGGUGGCAGCAGCACCUCUUCCGGCGCUGCUGCUCAUACCAUUGCCUCCCCAUCUGUCAACUUUGGUAUUGUCAAGUUUGGUGCUUAUCUCUUCUGUGCCGUUCUCGCUGGUGCUGGUAUGAUCCUGAUAUAG
Messenger RNA from Nannizzia gypsea CBS 118893, 1596 nucleotides. Its product is annotated as 1,3-beta-glucanosyltransferase gel4. Gene Ontology annotation, biological process: fungal-type cell wall (1->3)-beta-D-glucan biosynthetic process. Gene Ontology annotation, molecular function: 1,3-beta-glucanosyltransferase activity. Lineage: Eukaryota; Fungi; Ascomycota; Eurotiomycetes; Onygenales; Arthrodermataceae. The transcript has 5 exons. Gene Ontology annotation, cellular component: fungal-type cell wall; cytoplasm. Bases 1 to 1596 code for a protein of 531 amino acids. The record is from RefSeq and is a predicted model, not a curated record.